Molecule: messenger RNA, 1161 nt
Organism: Peronospora matthiolae
Lineage: Eukaryota; Oomycota; Peronosporomycetes; Peronosporales; Peronosporaceae
Source: the annotation of a GenBank genome assembly
AUGGUUGACAAGCCCAGGCGAUGCGCGAUCAAGGCCGCCGAGAGCGCGUCCGCACGUCUCUGUGCAGACGCCGAAGCAGAAACCACAGCAACUGAUGUCUCAUCGGUUGCCGAAGCGACCCAGCCUGUGUCACUUGGUGAUGCAGGCGCGGGUCAUGAAGACACUCAUGUCUUCACAGAGUUUGAGCUCGGUGUCUCAUACUCUCCUGAUACGGAAGACGGAUCCGUAUCGACGGCGAUCGAAUUCAAGCCGCCUGCCAAGCGUGGCAUGGAUUAUGCUAUGCGUCGCAGCAUCUUUGGUUCAUCUGAUGAAUCAGAUGAACCAUCGCCGAAGCGAAGGCGCUCGAGGUCGCGAGACUCGGGCGCUAACAGUUGUGUCGGCUCUCCGAUUGACACCACUUCGCAACGAUGUGCCAGUCCUUCUGUCGGCACGUCGCAAAAAGAGCAGGACCGCAGUGUGCUGCGUCUCGAUCCCAAGAAGAGGGCAUGGAUGCCUCCUAAUCCGUCAUGGAACACUUGUCGGCGACGACGAGUGAUCGUUAUCGAACACGGUUGUUUGAUUCAUCAAGGAUCCAUCACCUUGACCCCAGUGCGAAAGACUAUCGCACUGAACAUGAGUACUUCGUUGUUGCUUUCCUUAAGCAUCGAUAGUAUAGUCGUGACGUUUGGAACGACAAACUUAGCAAAGCUCGUGGCAAGUUUGAAAAGCGACCCGACAGGUGCACGCUAUAAGCUGCAUCGUCUGUCUAGGAAGACAGGGUUACCCUGCCUCUCCUGGGGAGGCACGUGCCCAUGUUGUGUGAACAACUCUGCACGAGCACCUAAGGAGGCUUAUCUCCCUAAAAUCCCGUGGUGGCGCGUACGUGUCUCUAGUGAGAUUUACGAAGGGAUUGACAACCUGAAAUCCCUUUGUAACCGUGCCGGGAAGACUUUCUCCGGCAGUCCUUCUGUGGCACAGGAUGUGCCGCGCUGUACUGCUCAACCAAACCCAGUACGUCAACUAUCAGUUGGGAGCGGGGCUCCCAAGUAUCCCAGGACGGGGGAUAGCCGCGCCACUGGACGAGGUAACUCUUCCGGCGUCCGUUCACAUCGCGGUGGUUCAACGGCUGCUCUACUAGAUAGCGCUGGCCCCCGCGAGAGUCCUCCAAUGGAGGUGAAGUAG